ACAAUCUUAUAUGAGCUCUAAAUGAGAAGCGUGCAAUUUUAUUCUUUAUAAUGAUCUGUUUAAAAAAAAAAAAACUUAACGGCUUAGUUUUAAUUAUUGAUGGACAUUUUUUUUUGUGCAUCCCCCGAGACAAAUAAGCUGCCUUUUUUUAUGUCAAGCAAAAGAACUUUCCACCACUUGUCUAAACUAGUUGUUUCUAAAAGUGGACACCAGGCUCAGUUUACAAAAAGAUACUAUGCAGCUCGACCAAAAAAGAUAGAAGCCUCUAUGGGUGGUAUUUUUGAGCCUUUCCUCAAAGAUAACCUUAAUAAAAAAGUAUCCAACGAGGAACCCGAGGUUUUGUCUGCAAAAGAGCUAUUAUCCAACGUCACUACAAAAGACUUAUUGCCUGACGAUGACUUACUCAAGUUAUCAAUCGAACACAAGCAGACUUCUUUAUCAGUAGACACACAAAAACAGCUCGCAACACUUGUUCUUGACAUUAUCAAACAUGACAAGCAUGACACAGAAAAAAUGAUGACAUUGGUCAAUAACAAAACCUCUGAACUUACAGCAUUUGGAAAUAUCUUAUUGAGAACUUCAAAAUAUGGAGCGCCACUUGCUCUCGAACUCUAUAGAAAUGCAAUGGAAAAGGGAGACGAUCGAGGCGCAUUCAGUUAUGCCAAUAUGGUUUAUCGAGGCUACCAAGGAACACCUAAAAAUGAAGACGAAGGCAUCAAGAUCAUGUCUCGAUUAGCUCAAAAGGGACAUCCUUAUGCCCAAAUGAAUCUUGCAGCUAUUCUGAUGCGUACAAGUCCUGAUCGUGUGGACACUGCAAUCAAAUUAUACGAGCUUGCAGGACAAGCUGGUCUGGACAAUGCGUUUACUGAAUUAGGUCGUAUGUACCGUUUAGGUUAUGGCGUACAUCAAGACCAUAAAAAAGCAAUUGAUUAUUUUCAAAAAGGGGCACAAAAGGGCAAUGCUCAGUGCCAUUUUAUGUUAGGCGUCUAUUGCUCUUCUGGACUUGCUAAUGAUCAACGAGAACCAGAUCAAAAAGCAGCAUUUAAGCACUUUCAAAAGGCAGCUGUCAAGGGUAUGGCAGAAGCUCAAUACAAUGUAGGUCUUCGGUUCUUGAAAGGACAUGGUGUAGAAGCCAAUAGUUAUAAUGCAGUGGAAUUCUUUCGAAUGGCUGCUUCACAGGGAUUUCAACUCGCACAAAUUAAUUUAGCUGGAAUGUAUUCUGAGGGCAGAGGCGUCAAGCCAGAUUUAGGUGAAGCUAAAAAAUGGCUGGAAAAAGCAGCCAAAAUGGGUGGAUCUAUUGGCAAAGAUGCACAAAAGAGGAUAGAACAAUUGGAUGAAAUUCAAGGAAAAAAGAAAAAUGACAAAUGUACUAUUAUGUAAAAUAAAGUUUUAUCAGAG
Messenger RNA from Gilbertella persicaria, 1398 nucleotides. RefSeq lists its product as uncharacterized. Gene Ontology annotation, molecular function: protein binding. NCBI's taxonomy places the organism in Eukaryota, Fungi, Mucoromycota, Mucoromycetes, Mucorales, Choanephoraceae. The transcript has 5 exons. The coding region runs from base 100 to 1380 and encodes 426 amino acids. The record is from RefSeq and is a predicted model, not a curated record.